Molecule: messenger RNA, 3910 nt
Organism: Tympanuchus pallidicinctus (lesser prairie-chicken)
Lineage: Eukaryota; Metazoa; Chordata; Aves; Galliformes; Phasianidae
Gene: PDSS2
Product: decaprenyl diphosphate synthase subunit 2
Exons: 7
Coding region: 83-1138 (351 amino acids)
Biological process (GO): ubiquinone biosynthetic process; isoprenoid biosynthetic process
Cellular component (GO): mitochondrion; transferase complex
Molecular function (GO): prenyltransferase activity
Source: RefSeq, a predicted model, not a curated record
GAUGGCUGCCCCCAGGGCGCGAUGAGGCCGCGCCGGUCCGCCGCCCGAGGCUGAGCCGGGCCGAGCAGCGGCGCGGGGCGGGAUGUGGGGAACCCUGCUGCGAUGCGCGGGCCGCGGCGGAGGCAGGCGGGGGCUUUCGGGGGGCGGCCCGCCUUCGGCCGCGCCCUGGAGCCAGGUGGUGUCGGAAGCCGAGAAGAUCGUGGGCUACCCGACGUCCUUCAUGAGCCUGCGGUGCCUGCUGAGUGACGAGCUCAGCAACAUCGCCAUGCAGGUCCGCAAGCUGGUGGGCACCAAGCACCCGCUGCUCGACACCGCCCGGGGUUUUGUGUAUGAUAGUCGAAAUAAUUUACAGAUGCGAGGUUUGGUUGUAUUGCUUAUUUCCAAAGCUGCUGGACCCAGCAAAGCAGAGCUCUCUUUCCAGCACAACAUGGUCAGUGGGAUUUAUUCCAGUCAAAGAAGUCUUGCAGAGAUUACGGAACUGAUCCACACUGCCUUUCUGGUGCAUCGAGGCAUAGUGAACAUUGGUGAGCUCAAGUCCUGUGAUGGCCCGCUGAAGGAUAUGCAAUUUGGGAAUAAAAUGGCUGUUCUGAGUGGAGAUUUUCUGCUCGCAAAUGCUUGCACAAGUCUUGCUCAGUUACAGAAUACCAAGGUUGUGGAACUCAUAUCAAGUGCUAUUGGUGAUUUAGUUCAAGGUAUCUACUAUGAAAAUUCAAGAUCAUCUGAGAACUGUCUUACAGAUGACAUUGGAAUAUCUACGUGGAAGGAACAGGUUUUCCUGUCACAUAGUGCCUUGCUGGCAAAGAGCUGCCAGGCUGCAAUGGAACUAGCAAAGCAUAGCUCUGAGAUUCAGGACAUGGCAUUUCGGUAUGGAAAGCACAUGUCCAUGAGUCAUAAGCUGCAUUCAGACCUUCAGCCAUUUGUUAAAGAAAGUUCUAGUGAUGCCAUGGCCUUCAGUUUGAAUUGUGCUCCUGCAGUCCUUCAUCAGGAAUUCCUUGGAAGGGAUGCAUGGAUUAAACAGAUCAGAGAGAGGGAAAAGACCUGGGAGACAUGGCUUCCUGACCACUACAAAGUAUUUGAGAGGUCUAGCUGGUUGAUGUCCUCAUGCUCAGUUCUCUUCAUUCAGUUAUUUUUCCUCUAACACAUAAGGAAGGACAUAAAAGUAAGAUGGCUGUGUAGCAUAUAUCUGUUCUACAUUACCACAUAGAACUGUGGCAUUCCAGCCUAUGAAUAUUUCCUGUGUGCUGAAAUACAAAUAGAUAAUGAUACAGGAGAGCAGGGAGGAGAAAGUGGGGAAGAAACAAAGAAAGAUGACCAGUAAUAAGCAUUCUGUUGUGUUCCUGUAUCAGACAGACAUGUUUUGCUUUUCUAAACAGCUGUGAUGUGUACUGUUUGGAAAUUCCUGAUGUUGUUACACUGAUUCUUCAGGAGAAAGUCUGCUGCCUUUGGUAAUAAGCUAGCUCCCUGCAAACACGUUCUUUUAAGAUGCUUGUUGAUGGCUUCUUUCCUUCUUGGUUUGAAAGCAGAACUGAGCAUCGCAGGAUGUAAGGUUUGAGCUUCUGCCUAAUUCUCCAUUUAUGGUGGCCAGGUUGCAGUAGUACUGUGUGUGAAUCUUGAACCAAAACAAGCUUUGUGUCAAUUUGAAAUUAGACGACGAUGUUUCAUAAUGUAUGAUGAGAAAUUUUCAAAUUCUGCAGUCUCAACACAAGGCUCAGAUGUGAGUUGAAUGUAAAUGGAUUUAGAUGAUUGCAGUUGGAGAAUAAUGGUAUUACCACAGCGCACUUUAUAAAGGCUUUGAAACCAUUUCCCAUCUGCAGAAUCUAGAGGAGGUUGCAGGAUUCCAGGAGUGCCGUCUGUCUCCUUGCUAAUUCUUAUACCAAAAAUGGGCAUGAUAGAAACAAUGAAGCGGUUUUUGCUGAAGGGGAAAAAAGUGACAUGCUCUACAUAGAAGUAUUGUACUUACUAUUAUUUUAGCUAAAUACAAAGUAUGUGGCCAGGACUUACUGCCUGUCAUUCGUGUCUUAAUCAAGGAUGCCUGAAAUGCUGUGGAGCCCAGGACUUUUUGUCAUUGUUUCCCCAGAGUUCUCUUGUCACAAGUCCAGAAACAGGCGCUGUUCCUACGGUAGCUUUAGAAUAGAGACAGGCAUAUGCACCUUCUUGCUGCUGAGCUGGAGACCGUUUAAAAACCCUCUUGUUUCUUUAUUUGAAAAGAACAAAACACACCAGAUCACCACAUGUGGAUGUGUGUAUUUUGAGAAGAUUACCUUCAAAUUUGGAUGUUCAGAAACUGCCUUAAAAGAAAAUUGGGAUGCGUACAAAGGGAAGCUGUGUCAUAAAAGAGAAAAAAAGUUGUAGAUGUAUGUAUAUAUGUGUGUGUGUAUGCAUGCAUAUACAGAUACGUACAUGAAUGAUCAUACACAAAGGCCAGAGAAUCUAUUCUCACUGAUUUUACCACCAAACCCCUCCAACCUUUUGUAUUUAAAAGUAAAGUAGCCAAUGAAUGGUCAGCUGUCUUAUUUGAAAAGCAAUAUGGGCUGGGGAGUAGAGUCCUGAAAUGUCUUUAUUUUUGGGGUGUUUUUUUUUCUUUUUUUCAAUAAACUUAAAUCCAGCCCUGAAUAGUUUCCAGAAAACACCACUGUAGACAAAUGCUUGAAUGCUGACCUCUAGACAAAAGUGUUAAAAUAGCUGCUAAAUGCAGUCCUGCUGAGAUUUUGGAAAGCCUUGUAUUCUUAAAAUUAAAAAAAUAGGUCUAGAACUCAUCUUAGCCCACAACAUUUUUAAUUCAAUAGGAGAAUAAAUUAGAAACAAUCUCACUUAGGCCAAAGUAAUCCCUGUACCUUUUACCAGGUCUUUCUGAGCCUUCUCUAAAGAAUCACAACUAGAAGAAAAGCAUUUCCGAAAUGCUUUGUAGAUGAUUUAUCAGAUGCUUUGUUAAGUAUUGUGAAGCGUAGGUUUUAAGAACAUACAUAAGAGGGUCACCUCAUCUGAGAAAGAAAAGUCAAUCUUCAAAACCACUAGUCCUGAAAAUCUACUUCAAAAGCAUUGUCAUAAACUGUCUGCUUGUGAUCUGUUUAUCUGAUGCAUUUUGAGCCGUUCCAUGGGGGAUUCAGGGAUCUUUCUUCCUGGCAAGAUGAGCUGAUUUUACACCACCUGAUUAUCGAUGAAGAAUGUCCUAAUAUUAUUGUCCCUCACAACUGGCAUGUGGUAUUCAGAAGAAAGGCUGAGCUGAGUUGCUUGUUCAUAUCUUGAGCAUGCUGGUACACAGAUCCUUUUAUUUGAGGCCCAGAACCUUAGCACAUCCAAGAGCCUUGGCACAGCCAAGCAGUGAGACCUGGAAAGUUACCCCAAUUUGGCAAGAAGGCAUACCUUUUGUAAGUCAGUGAGGAAGCUAAACCAGAUGCAGAAAUCUUAUGUAAUAGAAGAAAAUCUCUGUGCCUGAAAUCAGGGUCAGUAAAAGUCAAAGAGCAAACUACUGUGAGGAUAAAAGGAAGAAAAGGGCAAAUGUGCUAUUGUAAAAAGAAAGCUUAGGAAACAUUAGCUAAGGCUGCUGCUUGGAGAAGUGUAAGUGCUGUUGGCUUGAGUGUUUGAGAGGAGCAGAGAAUGAGAAAAUACUCCUGCUGCUUGUAACGUCUUACGUUUAGGAGAGGGCAUGCUGAACACACCUCUUCUGGUAUUACUAAGACUAAAAAGCCUGAUUCUGUGAAACAGAACUAUGUUGGAUAAGCUGGUAAUAACUUCAGUUGUAUUUUUUCUGCAUCUGAUUCCUAAAGAAAGUCAAUUCUGUGUAAAGCAGUAGGUCUUCUAAUUGCAUCUUAUACUCUUGCUACUGUAGUCUAUAUAGGUAAUGUCUUAUAUAAAAUCUCUCUUUCUCUUUAAGGCACAAGGAAAAGGAAAUUUGAUGGACUACAAGAAG